AUGGGGAAGGCUGCGGUCAAGCAGGCAUGUGCUAAGUCCGUCAAGAAGUUCCACGUCAAGACCAAGAAGACGGGAAACAACGACACUACGACGAUUACCGAUGAGGCGGAAUGGUACAUUGCUGAGAACAACAUCACUUCGCUUCGACGCAUGGUGAAGGGCUUCAGCGGACGGCGUGACUUGUCUUGCCUUGACCUUUUCGGCGCAUCGGGGGCAAUCAAGAAUGCCUGGAGUCGAAACAAGAAGAAGGCUGAGCUGUAUGACAUCAAAACGAAUGGGCCACAGCACGACAUCUGCAGCGAGGGCGGUUUCGAGAACCUCUUGCAGUUGGGCUUGAGGGUCAAGCCUGGUGGGGUGAUUGUGGCAGGACCCCCAUGCUCGCUGUUUAUCUUCCUGUCGAGCUCGAUUCACCGGAGAAGCCCUCACAGGCCGUGGGGGAACCAGGAGUACCGCUCCGUACGGCUUUCGAAUUGCAUCGUCAGGAACAUGACCACCUUCCUGCAGCUCAUGUCAGAGCGGCAGGUUCACUGGGUGAUCGAGCAGCCCUCCGGCAGUCAGAUGUUCAGGCUCCCACCGCUGCGGCGCCUCAUGCGUGAAGUCGAUGCAGUGCAGGUCACAACCUACAUGGGAUGCUUUUCGCACAAGAUGAAGAAGCGGACAGUCCUUGUAGGUACCUUGCCUUCGCUGCCGCGGAUGGAACGAUCCCUACGCCCUCAAGAUCGCAAGCGCUUUGACAAGAACAGGAAGAAGUUCUACAUCCGCUGCGAAGGCAAGGUCCAUGGAACCAAGGCGUUGCAGUCGAGCGCAGAUUACACGCCCAAGUUCUGUGAAGCCCUCUAUACCUGUUGGAAGCAGAAGUGA
Messenger RNA from Symbiodinium sp. CCMP2592, 861 nucleotides. NCBI's taxonomy places the organism in Eukaryota, Dinophyceae, Suessiales, Symbiodiniaceae. The record is from the annotation of a GenBank genome assembly.